AUGUCUUAGAAAUUCUACACUCUUAUUGCUUUUGCAUGUGUGAAUGUUGUUUGCAGUUCUUUCAUUGUUUUUACUUAUUUGGCAUGGAAAGCUGGUCGUAAAUCUCCAGGAGAUAUUGUAUUUGCUUUAGGAUUAUGCCAAUUGAGUACUUCAAUCUAUUGGAUGAUGUCAAGUCCUGAUGUAAAUACACCCAGCAAUCCAGAUAAUAACUUAAAUGAUUCAUCCUAUUGCAAAUGGGUUGAUUUCACAUAGAACUUAGGAUUCUUAGGUUAAUUUAUAUACAAUUUUGCAUAUUGUUUUACGAUGAGGUAAUCAUUAAGAUUAUUUUAGGUAAGAGAUUACAAAUGUAUUGAAAACAAAUGCAAAAUUUAAACUAUUGCUUCAUUCCUUCUGUUUGGUGUUUACAUUAUGCAUAUCGUUGAUUCUGUUUGCAUUUCAACCUCAAAUAUAACAAAGAGCAAGUCAAACAAUAAUGAAUAAAUGUGUCAACACAAUCAUAUUGGAGAGGAACUAUUUACCUUUGGCUCUUUAUGUAUUUGAAUUUGUGUACAUCAUAUCAGCACUAUACACAAUAUGGUACUUCUAUUAGAACUUACCAAAUGAUGUGACAUUUAGAACUAAUAAAAAGUCUUCGCUCAUUAGAUACGUCAUGUAUAUCAUUUCCACUAUUUUUCUGUCUUGUUUCACUUUGCUUAGCACAUUUAUUUAAACAAGUGAACAUCCGUCAUAUUAACCUGCUAAUUUGGACACAGUGAUGAUGAUAUCGACAUGUUCCUUUUAUACAUUGGGUUCUGGAAUUCUUUGUUAUUAGAGAGUUAAGAACCCUGCUUUAUUGAGAAAAAUAGUUAAUAUGGUACAUAAAGCAUUCUAUCCUCAACCUAAAAAGGAAGUGGAAAUUGUUGAUGUGGAUACACAAUUCAUUGAAGUUUAGAAAUUCAUAAGAAUGUUUUAGAUUAGAAGUGUUUUAGCUGGGAUAAUCUAGUAUUUCAAUAAUAUUGAAGAAUAUUUAGACAAUGCAUAAUUGGAGGAAAAUGUAGAAAAAUCUGAAUUUGAUGUUGAUAGAACUUCUUAAUUAUUGAUAUAAGCUAGGGCUACAUAAAAUUAUGAUGUCACAUUAAAUGAUAAUCUUAUUAGAGAGACUUUGAGUGAAGAAUAAUUAGCCAUAGCAAAGACUCUAGAGAAAUAUAAAUUAAAUAAUUAAGCAUUGAAUAAAGAGUUUAAUUUUUAUGUUAAAGAAACUUAAUAUACAAAAGGUAAGAAUCCAAUGAUGUUUGCCUUGGCUCCAAAAUAUUUUUACUAUGUAAUUUUAUUUAUAUAAUAUUUUAGCUAUUUAAAUUUGAUAAUUUAGAUAUUGAUGCUCACGAUUCCUUUUCAUUAGAGAAAAAUGCAGAAUUAAUUGAAAAUAUGAUUAAUGUAGAUGGAGGUAAAUCUGGAGAGUUCUUUUUUUUCAGUUAUGAUAAUAAAUGGAUUCUUAAAACUAUUACUGAUAGAGAAUUGAAUAGUUUUAGACAGAGAAUGCCAGAAUAUUUUCAUCAUAUGAGUGAAUAUAGGAAAUCUCUAAUUAAUAAGAUUUAUGGGAUCUUUUCCUAUGAUAUGAAUUAUAUUUCAUCUAGUUGUGGUAUCAUUUAUCACAUGGUCUUAAUGAGAAAUAUAUCUCAAGUACCUCGUCCUUUUGUUAAGAGAACCUUUGAUAUGAAGGGUAGUGAAGUUGCAAGAGAAGCACUGAAGGGAAAACCUAAAGAUAUUGAUCUCUCCAAAAUCACUUUGAAGGAUGUGGAUUUUGAUAAUCUUGAAAAAUGGAUCAAAAUAGAAUAAUCUCAAAGUGAUUUUGUCAAAUUUCAACUCAUUAAAGAUGCUGAAUUUUUCAAAAAUACUUAUUUGCUUGAUUAUUCUCUCUUAAUAAUGAAAAUAGAUUGGGGAGAGUAUUAAGGAAAUGUAGACAGAUUAGUGGAUCUACCUUAAAAUGCCUAUCCAUCUCAAGAAGAACCAAAUAUUUACUAUCAUAUUGCUAUAAUUGAUUAUCUUUAGGAAUGGAAUUUAUCAAAAAUGGCAGAGAAGGCAUCCAAAUAAUUAUUGGCUAUGAAUCCUAAUUUAAAUGUUUCUGCUUAAACUCCAGAAAUUUAUGCUUACAGAUUUAUAAAUAAUUUAGUCAACAAGAUUUUUAGAUGA
This is a messenger RNA of Paramecium pentaurelia, 2169 nucleotides long. The record is from the annotation of a GenBank genome assembly. Lineage: Eukaryota; Ciliophora; Oligohymenophorea; Peniculida; Parameciidae.